AUGAAUAUGACUGAUGUUGCACAACAGUCAGAGGCGUCAGCAUUCAGCGCAUGGCAACAUGGUGGUAUUAACAGCGAGAGCAACGCUGUGACACCACACAUGAACAACAAUGGUAAUAGUAAUAUGAUUACGACAGCUGCUGCUGGUGAACCGUGCAGUUUUGUUGAUCUUCAAAUAGUUGUGUUUGCGUACCUGCUUAUUGCGCUGCACAUACGCCUGACAAUGAGCAACAUAUUGGCUUUAUCGAAUUUAUCAGUGACGCCACCCUCGCGUAAUUUUCUAUCCAUCUUCUCCUACUUCAGUGAUAUUGAGUUGGAGAUUUUAUAG
Anisakis simplex (herring worm) is the source of this 327-nucleotide messenger RNA. The record is from the annotation of a GenBank genome assembly. Lineage: Eukaryota; Metazoa; Nematoda; Chromadorea; Rhabditida; Anisakidae.